Molecule: messenger RNA, 2139 nt
Organism: Aspergillus clavatus NRRL 1
Lineage: Eukaryota; Fungi; Ascomycota; Eurotiomycetes; Eurotiales; Aspergillaceae
Product: FHA domain protein
Exons: 5
Coding region: 1-2139 (712 amino acids)
Cellular component (GO): cytoplasm
Molecular function (GO): protein binding
Source: RefSeq, a predicted model, not a curated record
AUGCCUCACAAGCAGGCUGUUGUUACCCUCCACCCACUCUUCCAGCCCGAUGUCCUCCCGUUUCGUUCCCUAACCUUCGCUUCUGACCUCGACAUCGUCAAGAUUGGCCGAGCAUCUAAGCGAGAAGCAAAGAAUCUCACCCCUGCGCCGCAUAAUGGCCUGUACGACUCGCGGGUGAUGUCUCGAGACCAUGCAAGGAUGAGGAUCGUUUAUCUACGGGACGGUGGUUCUAUGCAUGGUACCUGGAUCAAUGGUAAAAAGAUGCCUGCUGAAAAGGAUAUUACAAUCAAUAACGGGGAUGUGGUGACCUUCGGUGCUGAAGUCACGCGUGGUCAGGAUACGCAUCUGCCUCUGAGGAUUCGUUGCGAAUAUCAGUGGUCCGACAUUGAGGAUAAGAAGGCGUCGGAUAAUGGAGAGCAGCAACAGCAGCACAUUCACAAAUCAAACACUUUCUGCGUCCCUGAUGACGACGAUGACGAACAGAUUGAGAUCGCGGAUGAUUCGGUCCCCUUGGAUUCUCCUUUUAGCGGGUCUCGCGACCAGGACGACUCGGAUUCUUCUUCGGAUUCUGAUAAUCAGCAACCUAUCGAGAUCUCAACACCGAUGACCUCACCUCUGAAGAAAGAAGCUCUAUCAAAUCUGCCAGAGCGGAAGAUAUCGGAGCGUGCCACCAGCGUCGAAUGUCUCAUGAGCGGAUCACAACAGAGCCCAAUCCCUCUUGACGAGGACAACCCUGAACAGCCUCUUGUGACUCCAAGAAUGACCCCUCCCACCGUCGAAGAUACCUAUGCCAGCUCCUAUGCCGGUACGUCCAUUGUCAUGGAGGAAGAUAUGGACGAGCCCGACCUCGCUGCUUUCACUGGGGGACAGUCGUGUACGGGGUCUGACUAUUGGGAAGAAAAUGAAGAGCAAGAUGACUCGGAGGAUGAGGCGUCCGAGCUAAGUUCAUAUAUGGAUACCGACGCAUUGGACCAAGCCGUUCAUCCUACUGCUGGCGGAAACUGUGUCCCUGAGGAGGGAUACAAGACACUGAUGACUUCAGCCCGUGGGCCUUCCAACUUGAAGAACACCAACGGUUGGUUGAUGAAUUCGGAUGACUCGUCUGCCCCAUUGGCGAGCAUAAGAAAUGAAUAUUUGAAAACUAGGGCGUUCUCCCCCAUUUCUGGCCCAUCUCAACCACCGACCGAAUUUUUGACUGAUCCAGUCUCUGCACCACUGAUCUGGCCAUCCAUUCCAGCUUCCAACGGAACCACCAGUGUGCCAUCGCGAUUUAAUGAGAACUCGAUCAAACCCUCACUUCCGUAUUUUCAUUACAACAACUCCGCCCUCCGUACCGAGGAUUGGCCUCCUGCCCGUACUGUGUACUCAAUUGAGCACAAUUAUCCCAACUCGACUGCGCGCUAUACCGACGGACCAUUCGUGAAUAGUCAGUCGCAGAAAGGUAUGGACCGAGGCAAUGCUAACAACGGGGCGCAUUCAAAUGGUGUUGGUCCUGCCAUUGUUGGUGAAUCGCAUCCGGUCCAAUGCCAACGCAACCCGAACGUCUCCCACCCCAUGGGAGAAAACAUUGCAGUAAAAAUUCCCUCAGAGGUCCAAGAAGAUUCAGCCAACAACGCGGGAAUCUCGCAACGCUUGAAAACUCGCCUGGCGAUCGCUGAUAUCGUUGAUACGUCUACAUGGGUCCCGAUCCAAGGCGGAAAUCAGCCGCGAAAGAGAAAGGCUUCAGAGAUGGAUUCGGACUCGGAGGGUCCCGAUGGAGCUCUCCAGACUCCAGUUGAUCUGCAGUCUACCAAGGGACUUAAUACAGACUCGUUCUCCCAGAAUGCUCAGCCUCACGUUGCUACGUGUGACCUGGCCAGCUUGCACUCCCACUUGACACAGCUUCACCCUGUUACUGAAAGUCAGGCCACUGACCAUCUCCGGAACCCUACUCUUGUGGGGGAGCGUCCGUUGAAGAAAAUGAAGAUGUCAACCCCUGGACCUUCUGGAAGUAAUGCAGCAGAUUCGUCUCUGAAUGGAAAUGCUCAGCGUCCAGGAAAUUUCAAGACUCAUGCUGCCAGUGCUCUGCUUGGUGCUGUGGUAGGUGGCUUAGGAACGAUUGCUAUCCUCGCAUCGCUUCCCACCGAUUACUUCGUUUGA